ACCUGACUGUGAGUGUGCUCCAAAUAGAACUUCAGCCGUCUUCUUUCUUGGGGGCUAGUUUCUUGCCGUGAUGGACGUGCAUGGCUUGCCUAUUGUGGGGACGGGAGUGGACUAUACAAAGGUACCUGCGCUAGAGCACAAGAACACGCUCGUUUUCCUCAACUCGUUCGUCACUCAGACUGCGCAGUUUCUCAACAGGUUCUCGGCAGCCUGUGAAGAGAGACUUGGUGAGCUGAGUCUCCGGAUACAGAGGCUGGAUAUAUCACUCAACAUACUAGAGGCUAAGCUAUCAUCGAUCCCGGAUCUGGAGGGAGUGCAAGCAACACAGCAGUACCAACCACCAGAGGCUGUUGCCUCUGCUGGGGCUGCCCCGGCCAGCUCGUCACGGCAGAGGCCUCCCCCUCCUUCCUCCUCGUCUACCUCUGCCCCUCCCACUUCCUCUGAGGUGCCUGCUCCAUCCAGCGGUGCCGAGCAGCCUAUAUCACCUCCGCAGGCAGCACAGGAAGAGCCUCAAGCAACAGGGAGGAAGAAAGCUAAGGAUGAUCCACGAUAUGCGAGAUACUUCAAGAUGAAAAGACUAGGAGUGAAUCCACUGCAGAUACAGAUGGAGAUGAGAAACCACGGCCUGGACCCAGACAUUCUAGAAGACGAGGAGGCCGAAUUACCAGAUAGCGAGCAGGGGCAGGGCGGAGUUGGGGGAGCGAGAGCCGACAACGACAAAGACUCUGAGGUCGGAACCACUGCCUCUUCUUCAUCGAGUGAGCUUCGGACGAUAGUUUUGAGAGUGACUGACAAUCAUCGUAGCAUCUUUUUACGCCACAACAUGCUGUGUGUGUUCACUUAUUAAGUUGAAGCAA
Molecule: messenger RNA, 857 nt
Organism: Geodia barretti
Lineage: Eukaryota; Metazoa; Porifera; Demospongiae; Tetractinellida; Geodiidae
Source: the annotation of a GenBank genome assembly